CAACCCCACGAUGCACAGGGGCCCGCUACAGUUCGUUUGCAUCGCUUCAGCCUUAAUCAUCAAUUACUUGCCAUUACCGUGUAGUGUUAGUAGCACCAUGUUGCAACGUAUCGCGGUCUGUCUAUUGGGUCUAGUGGUAACGCUCCAGCCCGCCAGGGCAAGUCGCGAGCGAGGAUCAUUCUGCAGAUCAUCGAACGGUUUGCCGGGGAUGUGCGUUGCGCUGAAGUAUUGUCCCCAAUUGGCAGCACUCGAUGAGAAACCGUACCUAACCCGGCACGAGAUGAACCUACUGAUAGGAGCUGCCGGUGCAUGUCCAUCGGAGUUAGAGCAAUACUGUUGUGCCAAUGGAGAUAUCCGUUGGUUCGCAAAGAGCACUUUGAAAGCUUCGAAGAAACCGUCCAAAAAACCUACGCCACCGGUGGAAAUGGAUGGGGAUAACUCGAUAUCCGAUACAGAAUGUCUUCAGACACGACUCGGAAUGGAUGACCGAUCGAUCGGGAGAGCGUCGCUAGAUUCUUCGUUCGGAGUGUUUAUAGCCUACACCGGCAGGAAGAAGUACAGCCGUUGUGUGGGAAGUUUGGUUACACCCGAGUACGUCCUUACGGCGGCUCACUGUGUGCAGAAACCGAACGGGAUGGUUUUGUACGUGAACGCUCACCACGUCACGCGGGACACGGUGCACGGUGGGCUCAAGGCGGAUGUGGAACCACGGUACGUCCGGGAGGUGGUGAUUCACGAACAGUACAACACUACCACGCGCGAUCACGACAUUGCCUUGCUACGGUUGAACGAGAGCGUAGCGGUGGGCGAUCCUGGAUCACCGGGACCGAUCUGCAUCCCGAUGGGCACGAAGCACGAUCCGAUCGCUGCAGCUGGACACACGCUGAACUGUUUCGGUUGGGGUGUUUAUGCAGAUGGCGAACCGGCUGACAGCAAGCAGUGGAUAACGCUGGAACGCAUCUCGCAGGAGCUGUGUCAGGCGCGGAUGGAUUCGUUGCGUGUGGCGCUGGUGCAGAGGGUGCUGGUGACGGAGCGUAACAUCUGCACCAUUACCAUCACCGGGCAUGACGCGUUUGCGGGCUAUUCCGGUGGCCCGCUGAUGUAUCGAAAGGAGGGCACCUGGUUCUUGGUGGGGCUGAUCAACUUUGGCGUUGGCACCACUAGCAGCGAGUUCCCGGUGGUGUCGCUGAAUGUGCAACAGUACACGGACUGGAUUAUCGGAAACAUUCGCCAGCAGUAGGACGGUGGAGCGAAGUGGAGAUGCUACCUACACAUAUUCAACCACAAAGAAAUUACAAAAUCAAAAUAAACAGAAUACGUUCAACAAGGGCUCUCUACAGUGGUAGUGGUGACGGUGACGGUUGUUUGUUUUCCCCCAGUGGCAUCUCUACUCGGUGUUCAAUGAUAACGCACUCAGUUAACGAUUACAGUCACAAUCAGCAGCAACCCCGAUCGCGGCUGCUCGCAUUCGAGAGUGACCGUGAACCUUGGUGUGAUCCACAGUGCUGGAAGCUGAUUUGCGAACCCCUCGAAAGUUCCCUUUUCCCAAAUGUGUGCCAACGGUGUGCGAUGAUGACUUGUCCAACGUUUGUGGCGUUUGCCCGCCUUCUGCCACUGUUGCUGCUGGCUGACGGGACGCUCGCACAGCGCCAGGUGAAUCAGGCGUGUAUCCUCACGAACGGACAGGUCGGAGGAUGCGUCCGGUUGGCGGAGUGUGCCGAGAUCGCUGAGCUAGCGAACCGCAACGUGCUGUACUUGUGGGAAACGCAAAAGAUAAGGGCCGUCUUGGGUGCCUGUGAAAGUGACGAGAAUUCACCCGAUCCGAUCGUUUGUUGUGAAUCAGGAAGGCGGAGAAACGUUCCUGGUUCUACAGUAACAGCUUCCACCACCACUACUGCUGCUCCUCCGACCACCAGAAGACCUACCACAACACGACGUCGAUGGAUUACUACCACUACCGAACCAAUCACCACCAGACCUACUAGACCGGCCCAGCUUAGAACGAGCACCUCACCAACACGACGGCGAAGGAUUACUACCGUGUCGUCCACAACCGUGCGUUCCAGCACGGAGAUUAAUUACAAACACUUUAGGGAUGUGUUACCGAAGGUUUGCGGUAUGCGACAAGUUGUCCCUACCAUCCUUUCGGGUGCGAUCGAUGAAGACAACACCCAUGUGUGGGCCGUACACUUGGAGAUUCAAAAGCCGAAAGAGACCACCCUGGCACGAUGUGUCGGAACACUGAUCCAGGAAAGUUACGUCCUAACGGCAGCUCACUGUCUACAGUUGUUGCCCCUAGAAAAUAUCAAGCUGUUUUUUGGCGUAAGUUACAUCAGCCUGCUGCCCAAGUGUUUGGCCGAUGGCGACUGUCAGGAGCGUAGGGCGGCCGAGUUCAUCAUUCACCCGGAGUACAACUCGCACACGACCACGAACGAUGUGGCGCUCAUCAGGGUAAGCGAGCCGGUAGCCACUUCGGACUAUAUUAUGCCCGCCUGUCUAUCGCUGGAUCAUGUUUUCGACGAGAGACUACCGGACGAUAAGCGUGUCCUGUCGUUUGGUUGGGGUAAAACCGGAUAUGGUGGCAUGAGUGAUUCGAAGCGCAUCGUCUACCUGAACGUCAUCUCGCCGGAAGAAUGUAGCGGACAUCUCGUGAACAGCACACGCAUCAGUACAUCCAUGGCCUUCAGUGUGAUGUGCACGCUGGGCGUGGUGAGAGGCCAGGACGUGUGUCAGGGUGACUCCGGUGCACCGAUGCUGCAUUUUCACAAAAAACAGUACUUCGUCGUUGGUGUGGUUAGCAUCGGGCCCAAGUGUGAUCCUUCCGCGGGUAGUGCCACAAAGCUUGCGCCCGGCAUUGCCACGCGAGUGUCCGAGUUUAAACGAUGGAUACUUGCUACUAUGAAGCGAACAGAGGGUGAACUUGAUGUUGAUUAGUUGACAAAAGUUCCCCUCAAUCUUUUCCUUGAAGUAAAUAAGAAAAUAUUUCAAAUCGAAAUAGAAAACUUUCAUCCCUCAAAAUCAAAA
Anopheles stephensi (Asian malaria mosquito) is the source of this 3024-nucleotide messenger RNA. RefSeq names its product CLIP domain-containing serine protease B15-like. Bases 1261 to 2934 code for a protein of 557 amino acids. Gene Ontology annotation, molecular function: serine-type endopeptidase activity. The record is from RefSeq and is a predicted model, not a curated record. Gene Ontology annotation, biological process: proteolysis. NCBI's taxonomy places the organism in Eukaryota, Metazoa, Arthropoda, Insecta, Diptera, Culicidae. The transcript is spliced from 7 exons.